GGCGCCAUUUUGAAUCUUCCGGUAAUUUCGAAAUUCCGUAGUCGGUGAAUUUUACUGCCCUUAACGAUGGCUGGUAUCAAUAAAAACAACCAACAAACUCAAGAUAAACUUACACGUAUUGCCAUUGUCAGUUCUGAUAAAUGUAAACCCAAAAGAUGUCGACAAGAAUGUAAGAAAUCUUGUCCUGUCGUACGAAUGGGGAAACUGUGUAUCGAAGUGAAAGAGGAUUCAAAAAUUGCUUACAUUUCUGAAACCCUUUGUAUUGGUUGUGGAAUAUGUGCCAAGAAAUGCCCCUUUGAAGCUAUCAGCAUUAUUAACUUGCCAAGUAACCUAGAAAAGGAAACUACCCAUCGUUAUGGUGCGAAUUCCUUCAAACUGCACAGACUUCCAAUUCCUCGUCCUGGUGAAGUAUUAGGACUUGUAGGUACUAAUGGUAUUGGGAAGUCUACAGCACUUAAAAUCCUUGCAGGAAAGCAAAAGCCAAAUUUAGGCCGAUUCGAUAAUCCUCCUGAUUGGCAAGAAAUCUUGCUUCAUUUUAGAGGGUCUGAAUUACAGAACUACUUUACCAAGAUUCUUGAAGAUGAUUUGAAGGCAAUCAUCAAGCCUCAAUAUGUUGAUCAAAUUCCUAAAGCUGUGAAGGGGAGUGUGCAGUCAAUCUUGGACAGGAAAGAUGAAACAGAAAGUCAAAUUGAAGUUUGUAAACAAUUAGAUUUGUUAGCUGUACUAGAUCGUAAUGUUGAUGAACUGUCUGGUGGAGAACUGCAGCGUUUUGCUUGUGCAGUUGUGUGCAUCCAACAAGCGAAUGUUUACAUGUUUGACGAGCCCUCAAGUUACUUGGAUGUAAAGCAGCGUCUUAAUGCCGCUAAGACAAUUCGCACUUUGUUGACCAACGACAGGUACAUCAUUGUUGUUGAGCAUGACUUGAGUGUCCUUGACUACUUGUCUGACUACAUCUGCUGUUUGUAUGGAAUGCCUGGAGCUUAUGGUGUUGUCACUAUGCCUUUCAGUGUUAGAGAAGGUAUCAAUAUCUUCUUGGAUGGAUUUGUUCCAACUGAAAAUUUAAGGUUCAGAGAAACUUCACUGGUCUUCAAAGUAUCUGAGACUGCAGACAAGGAAGAGGAAAUCAAGAGAGUGCGUCGGUAUGCCUACCCAUCUAUGUACAAAAAAUUGAAGGAUUUCCAGUUGAACAUUGAUGCAGGAGAAUUCACUGAUUCUGAAAUCAUUGUAAUGUUGGGAGAAAAUGGGACUGGAAAGACCACAUUCAUUAGAAUGCUUGCUGGAAAGUUGGCUCCUGAUAAUGAUAAGGAAGUGCCCUUACUGAAUGUCAGCUACAAACCUCAAAAAAUCAGUCCAAAAUCAAGUGGUACAGUCCGACAGCUCUUACACACCAAGAUCAGGGAUUCGUAUAUUCACCCACAGUUCAUUGCAGACGUGAUCAAGCCACUGCAGGUUGAGAGUAUCAUGGACCAGGAGGUUCUCAACUUGUCUGGUGGUGAGCUGCAGCGUGUUGCACUUACCAUUUGUCUUGGAAAGCCUGCUGAUGUGUAUUUGAUUGAUGAACCCUCUGCCUACCUUGACUCUGAACAACGUUUAAUGGCAGCCAAAGUCAUCAAACGGUUUAUCCUGCAUGCCAAGAAGACAGGGUUUGUGGUUGAGCACGAUUUCAUCAUGGCUACAUACCUUGCAGAUCGUGUGAUUGUUUUUGAGGGAACACCAUCAGUCAAAACAAUGGCUAACACUCCCCAGUCAUUGUUAACUGGUAUGAACAGAUUCUUGGAAUCCCUAGAAAUCACAUUCAGACGAGAUCCAACUAACUUCAGGCCUCGAAUCAACAAGCUCCAUUCAGUCAAGGAUGUGGAACAAAAACGGGGUGGGAACUUUUUCUUUCUUGAAGACUGAGGCUUGCUAAGCGCAACACCAAAGAACUUCAAUGCAUUCACAUCAGGUCGCCAGGUCACAUGUCAGUCCAGCUGGUUUGGAGAGACUUACAGUACAUCUUCAUCUUCGGCCUCGGGCUUCAUGAAAGAGAGACGGCAAUGUUUAGGGUUCUUUGGUGCAGCAUGUGAUAAUACUGAUUCGUGUGUAUGUUUGUGUGUGUCGGUUAAACUUGGUUUUGUUUUUGAUUUUUUGUGGCAAUAAUCUGAUUUUUUAUUCUGUAGUUGGUAAUAAUUUCUUUCCUUGAUUAAUUAUCUUGCUUCUGUCAUCCAGUCUUUUUCCUAGUCAAAAACUUGGCUGGUAGAGAGAUUUCAUAUCAUGAAUGCAAACYUUCACCAUGGUCUGUUUGUAGUUAACAGUUAUCAUUCUGCUGCACCAAAAAACCAUCCAGUAGGUUUUAUAGCCCUAUUCUCAAUACCCCAGCUUUGGGUUUCUUUUGGUCAGACUGGGCGUGUCYUCUACACUGAAGACGCUUGCCCUGGCCAGUAUAUUAUGCCAAUGGUAUAAUACAAAGUCAAACUCUGGGACGAAGAGACUUGUCUACGUAAGAAAAGACAUUCCCUCCAACACAUCACAUGCUCUUUUUCGCUAUAAUUUUCGAUGGAAAUUGGAAGUAAUUUGAUAUGGCAAACUGACAAACGAUAAAAUUAAUCUAGCAAUUUCAAAGCUAUUUUUAAGAAAAUUAAGUAGAAUUGUAUAUGAGAUAUGAACCCAAAAGAUGUCCAUGCAUGACAUCCAACAGAGGUAGACCACGUGACUUGUUGGUGUAUUUAACCUAUUGUGUAUAAACAGAACCAUCUCUCUUUACUGACGGCCCCAUUAGAUGAAGAUGAGAAAGAAACCUUGCCAAAUUUGGAUUUCUUCAGAAUGRCAAUGACUCAAAGGAAAAGUACAGAUGACAAACUUAUUCCAAGAAAAUGUUGGACUAUGUUAACAAAACUCGAAAUGAUCGAGCAGGAAACUUAAUUAUGAACAAAUAUUAAUAGUAAAACCGCUAUUAGUGGCCACCUUCAGGGAAUUGUCAAGUGGCCGGUAAAAAGAGGUGAAUCACGAUCCUACUACACGCCUUCCUUUAUAAGAGGGAUUUUCCCUAGACAGUGAAACAGUWUCUAGAAUAAAACAAUGAAAGUACAGAGGAAAAUCCAGGGGUGGUAAAAUAGAUGACAAGUCACCGCCCUUUUUCAAAAAAAUUUCAGUAUAUUCCUCRCAUUCCUGGUAAAACUUUGUAAUAGUUUCCCCCUUCUAGGAAUCCUGGAUCCGCCCUUGAAAUAAGAUUUAUUAACCCUCUAUUAGUUUACUAACUAGUUUAGUUAAGUGAUUCAGUCUACGGUCUGGGGAAAGCCACCCUCGUGCUCCAACUGCGGAUAGGACUAAAGAUAGAAAAUUGUAUUAUUUAUYACUUUAUGUUUAAAAUAUAAGUUGCUUCAAUAAGUUUUAUCACAAUUGAUUUGAAUAAAGCCACGAGUAUUAAUGUAAUAAAA
Messenger RNA from Actinia tenebrosa (Australian red waratah sea anemone), 3416 nucleotides. RefSeq names its product ATP-binding cassette sub-family E member 1. Gene Ontology annotation, molecular function: ATP hydrolysis activity; ATP binding. The record is from RefSeq and is a predicted model, not a curated record. NCBI's taxonomy places the organism in Eukaryota, Metazoa, Cnidaria, Anthozoa, Actiniaria, Actiniidae.